GAAAAAUGGAUGUAUAAAUCCAUAGAUUAUCUGACUUGCUGUAUAUUCAAUUGAUCAUAAAAGUCUUUAGAAACCACCAAAUCCAUACAGAUACAUAUUUAUAUAUAUUUAAAAAAGAAAACAAAUCCAAAAUCUUGAAUUUACUCGAAGGAUGGAGGCUGCUGCACAAGCAGUUAUCAAGGAUGAAGAAUUUGCACCAUUAGUUGAAACUGUGAAGGAUAAAGAUUAUAGUACCAUUCUUCUCCAUUUACCUGAUUUUAGAAGGGAGAAACUAAACGUCCAGCUGACCGCAGGCGCAAAGUUGAGGGUCAGUGGAGAGAGAGAGGCUGAAAACAAUAAAGUUAUCCGCUUCCAGAAAGAAUUUCGUAUUUCAUCUGAUAUUAACACUAAAAAAAUUGCUGCCAAGUUUGACGGAGGCAUAUUGUACGUUAGACUACCAAAACUCAUCGCUCCAGGAGGCAAGCAAGAUAGCAAAUUGACUAUCCCUGAACGUCCCACACCUCAGAAGCCUGCAGAUCAUAAGCCUGAAUCUUUGAGGCCUACAGAUGAGUCACGAGGAUCCCAGAAGCCUGCAGAUCAUAAGCCUGAAUCUUUGAGACCUACAGAUGAGUCACGAGGAUCCCAGAAGCCUGCAGAUGAGCCACAACAAUCCCAGAAACCUGCAGAUAAGUCUGACAUUUCGAGGCCUACAGAUGAGUCAACAGUAUCCCAGAAGCCUGCAGAUGAGCCACGGCAAUUCCAGAAGCCUGAGGAUGAGGCACGACCUCAGGAGACUGUUCAGCAGAAAACUGCAGACAAAACCAGUCCAAUAGAUGGUCCAUCUAAGCAGACUGAUGUUCAAGAUGUUACUCAGAAGAAGCCAGAGAAAGAAGAAGCAAAGGCUGCAGAUAUGAAGGACAAAGGAACUAGUGAAACUGUGGACGGAAGUGGAAAAACAAGUGUAGAUAACUACAACCAAUCUGCAGUUGAUCCGGCAGCAAAACUGAAGAUGUCAAGGAGAGCAAUGGAUGUGGCUGUGGUUGUUCUAUUGGCUGUUGUAAUUGGCCUAUACAUCAUUAAUUGCCUCAGGUGUUUCAGGAGGACAACUGAAGACUAAGGCUAAUAUAUUUGCUGUAUCGUGAUUUGCUCUUGUACUUGUGUUUGUAUAAUUCUGGAUCAAUACCUGUAUUUUUCUGACCCUAGAAAUGAAUAAAAGAUUCUAGAAUUGCAUUUCAUUGAUUA
Molecule: messenger RNA, 1221 nt
Organism: Coffea arabica (coffee)
Lineage: Eukaryota; Viridiplantae; Streptophyta; Magnoliopsida; Gentianales; Rubiaceae
Biological process (GO): cellular response to heat
Source: RefSeq, a predicted model, not a curated record